Lithohypha guttulata is the source of this 852-nucleotide messenger RNA. RefSeq lists its product as uncharacterized. The coding region runs from base 1 to 852 and encodes 283 amino acids. The record is from RefSeq and is a predicted model, not a curated record. The transcript has a single exon. NCBI's taxonomy places the organism in Eukaryota, Fungi, Ascomycota, Eurotiomycetes, Chaetothyriales, Trichomeriaceae. Gene Ontology annotation, cellular component: nucleus.
AUGCCCACCUCCGUCUUCGUCGUCGGCGCCUCCGGCACGCAAGGCAGCGCCAUCAUCCGCGCCCUGACAACCCUCAACAAAUCACGCUCUAAUAACCCAAUCACAAUCCACGCCCUCAUUCGCUCAACAUCCUCCCCUCCGCAAUCCCUUAACACAGACUCCAACGUCAAACUCUUCACCGGCGACUUCGACGACAUCUCAUCCCUGAAGGCCGCAGCUACAAGUUGCACAGCCGCCUUCCUCAACGUUACACCCGUAUUCACAGACCUCACCGCCGAAGCCCGCCAUGCCCACAAUCUCGUCGAAGCAUGCGCAUCUAUCGCCUCCCUGAAACGCAUCGUCUUCUCGCCUGGAGCUGUACUUCAUCGACCAGCGGAUGAUAUUGUCUGGUCGGAGUACAUUGACAAGAACCCCCAGAAAUGGAUGAGUAUCUACACGAAAUCCAAACAGGCGUGCGAGACGGCUGUGACCAGCUCCUCGACGACGAACUUCGAGGAAGGAUGGUGCAUGGUCCGCGCCACCGCCUUUUUGACGAAUUUCCUCCCGCCAGUUUCCAAGUUUAUGUAUCCCGACUUGGAGACGAAGGGGAUCAUCACUGCUGCGUUGAGAGAAGACCUGCAGAUUUCGUAUCUUGAUCCUGAGGAUUUAGGGUCUUUGGUUGCGAGGCAGUUAAUUUGUGAUAAGGAGGAAUGGGAGACGCGGUGGAAGGGCAACUUUGUGCCGGUUGCGAAGGAGAAUUUAACGCUGGGGCAGUCGGUGGAGAAGAUGAAUGCUGUGCUUGGACGGCAUGGUGUUAAGGAACGGGUUGAGGUGGUUUGGAUCGGGGAGGAGGAGGCGCGGACGAAAGGCUGA